Sparassis crispa is the source of this 1038-nucleotide messenger RNA. RefSeq lists its product as hypothetical. NCBI's taxonomy places the organism in Eukaryota, Fungi, Basidiomycota, Agaricomycetes, Polyporales, Sparassidaceae. The transcript has 2 exons. The record is from RefSeq and is a predicted model, not a curated record. Bases 1 to 1038 code for a protein of 345 amino acids.
AUGUCUCUGUCUAAUAACAACCCCGAACUUCUAGACAUCGCACGUGGAUCCUUUCACGGUGUAGAAGCAUCAAUAGACAUGAACAUUAACGAGGAUGCUUCGGAUAGAGAUUGGUCAUGGGUGAGCUACGGCCUUCUCGCGUCCACCAGUCCAGUGUCUUCCUAUGUAACUGAGGGUUCACUUCCAUUCGUCAGCCUCCCUGCCCAGUACGUUGCUGAUCAGCACAUGUUGACCGCAAGUGCGUCUCCGAGCACUUCGGCUUCUGUGUCACACCGCACUCGUCUUCCUGGGCUUUUUAGCAGGACCGCGUUUCGCAAUGUGAUGCCUUCGCGCGUUGCACCGUAUCCUGUUUCCAUGCUCAAGCGAACUUCCCACCGGUCUCCAGAUGACGGGUGGGCACCGUUUGACCCCUUCGUAGACUCGCAAAGCGAUUGGGAGAGCAUCGAGAAUGCCUCUGCUAUCCCUAUGACACCUAUGCGUCCGGUGCGCAUCAUGGGCGCCUCUACUAUCUCUAUGACGCCUAUGCAUCCGAUACCCGCGGGAUCAUUCCCACAGGGUAGUACCCGUGCUGUCUGCGAGAGUAUGAUGACCGGAACUUCCUAUCCUACUGCAGCGGCAGGGCCGCCAUACAUUGACUUUCAUAGUAAUCACGCCUUUCGAGAUGUUCCAGCCCCUCCAGUUCCCGAACCUCCCUCAACCUCACGAGCUAUGCUUGCCCCAUGUAUGGAGUGUCGCUGGGAUGGCGGGUGCGGUAUUGGUCUAGAUGACCUGUCGAUGGGCGGUGUGGAACGACAUCUCCGGCAGUUCCAUAUCAACGGAGAAUGGCAUAGACGGGUCAAGGGGAGAUGUCUAUGGCACGAGGGGGGGAAACUGUGCGGUCGCCCGAUGUUGCAAGGCAGCUAUGGGAAGCACAUUUCUUCGACGCACUUCCGGGCCAUGGCCAAGUUUUGUGAUUUUUGUGGCGGGGAGUACGCACGAUCCGAUGUCCUCGCCAGACAUCAGAUGGACCAUUGUCCGAGCAAUCCCGCUCGGCUGUGA